Messenger RNA from Aedes albopictus (Asian tiger mosquito), 4438 nucleotides. Its product is annotated as dendritic arbor reduction protein 1. The record is from RefSeq and is a predicted model, not a curated record. NCBI's taxonomy places the organism in Eukaryota, Metazoa, Arthropoda, Insecta, Diptera, Culicidae. The coding region runs from base 1561 to 3186 and encodes 541 amino acids. The transcript is spliced from 6 exons. Gene Ontology annotation, molecular function: DNA-binding transcription factor activity, RNA polymerase II-specific; RNA polymerase II cis-regulatory region sequence-specific DNA binding. Gene Ontology annotation, biological process: regulation of transcription by RNA polymerase II.
CAGAAGAAACGUAUAGAAGAGCACAAAAUAUGCAAAAUUUUUAUGGAGACCACACAGCCAGCAAAUUAUGGCUCCUUCCACACUGGUCGCGGCGAGCGCGCAACUUGUAUACAUUCUUUCCACCUUCACGCAGCGAAUCAUCAUCAUCGCCGUGUCUGAUGGUAGGUUGGUAGAUCACCGGCUAACCGCUGAAGUAUGAAUGAAGUUUCGUUUCACGCUAUGGUGAUCUCGUUCUCUCUCGUAGCCGGCAUCAACUGAAUGAAAGGGAGCAAGCGAUAAAAAAUCGAAAACACGUGAGAGUAAAAAAGAGACCCACUAAUGAAACGAGCCGGACAGGUAAGACUAGAGCUUCGUCCCACAGGCCGUAGUUAGCCGCCGAGCGAAUUGAGCCGCCGUCGGUCACCGCUCACUUUGCUACGGGAGAAAAUCGCGUUCGUUGUGCGAGGACCUACGAACCUGGUGCGGCGGCUAACCGGGACUCAGUAUCGUGUUGACUAUCGGUGAGUUAAUACGUGUGCGCUUUGCUGAUCCCCUGACGUUUCGGCGUUGUCGUUCCACAGUCGGCUCAAACCGUUUCUUCCGUUCUUUGCUUGCGUUCAAGUCUCGUGCGCUGCUGCUCGUUUGGGCUCUAGAGCUAUUGGACGCUCCGCGCGCUUCGUGUGAGAGAAGUGGCUCAGCGAGGGAGUUGACAUUCGCAUCCACCCACGCGUCCAAUUAACGACGUCGAUCGGGCUCUGAUACAUGUGCUCUGCUUCUGGGGCUGUUGCUUGAUGAGGUGUUCCACGCGAGGAAGUAAACUUGAUCUAGAUCAACGUGAGUGAAGCUCAAGUGCAAUACGUAUGUAUAGGCUAGACUGCUAGCGCCUUAUUGGCUGCGGUUGUUGGCUUUCCGUUACGGCGGGCGACCUCCCUCGACGACGAGUGUGGAUUUUCGAUGUUCAUCCCGCUUUUUUGUAGUGAGAUCGGAUUUUGUUCCAGCAAUUAUUCACGAUUAUUAAACCCGAUUUAAAGUGGCGUGCUAGUGAGGAUGGUUUGGUGUUAUUGAUUUUCAACGGCAAGGCCUAAUACCGACUGGUCAGUGAUAAUUGAGCAUAAAACAAGAAAACAAGCCGGUGAUUGAUAGUAAUACUGUUUUUGGGAAACACCGUGAAUCGAAUAGAAAAAGGGGAAACGAGUGCUGCUAUUCAUGGAUCAAUUAUGUGAUUUCAUGUGUUGCCGAUGAUAAAUGGAAGCAGAACCGAAGCUCUGACCGAGUCCGUGUUUGAGUGAAUGCUGUUUUCUUUCCAAAGUGUUGUGAGAAGAAACUGAAGGAAGGCAUCCGAAAAGAAAAGAAACUGAGAAGACAAGAAAGGAUUGUGCGAAGAUCAAUUGAUGAUCAAUUAUUGUUGCUCAGUGACAAGUGGUGUUCCAAAAUAGUUUAUCCGUCAUCGUUUGGGGCAUUGUGUCCAUAGUUCAGUUUUGAUCUCUGGGAACGAAAACAUUUUGAAAGGCUGCACGUAGUGCUUUGAGGACGCAGCAAGGCAGGAGACAACGGCCGUUCCAAUCAGGCGGUUCGUAUUUUAUGGAUACAAUAGGUGACCAGAUCGUGCCGUCGCCAAGCUUUUGGGUAAUGCAGUCACCAGAACUAGAAUUUCGGCAUGAGCUGAUGGGGCGCAUAAAUAAAUUGGAAAGUGAUGUCGAGCUGGACGUGGUACCGAUUAAUCAGCAUCAUCCAUCAUCCAGCUCCCCGCUGCCCCAGUCGACACUGUCCGGCUACGGACCCCAAGGUUACGACUAUGGUAAAGAGUUCUUUUUCGCUGGAAACAAACACCGAGAUGCACUAUGCACGGAUGGCGACGAUUCGUUUCUGCGACCUCCGCUGUGGGAGGACAUCACAAGUUCAAUCCAGAACAUUGACCCUGAGAACGCCGUCAUGCUCGGUACGCUGAACGGUAUUCCGCAGGUCAAAACAGAGGCUGUAGAUGAUACCUUUUUGGAGCCUCUCUCCUCACCACUUUUGAGUCCAUUGGAAAUCAAAACCGAGAAGAACCUCUCGAUGCAAAACAACAACAGCAUACACCAAAACCAGUUACUUAGCGAUAGUAGUACUAGUACAAGCAAUGUAUUCCUAGCAAAUAGUGAGUCCAACUACCUGCAUCACUCGCAUCCGCAUCCAGCCUCCCUUGCCACUAGUCAGCAUGCCCAUGCUCAGCAGCACAACCUUAACGGCUACAUGGGCUGUACCAAUGGAAGCGGAAGUCUCCUAGCCAAUACCCACCAUGGUGGUCACCAAAAUCAUCACUCACAUCAUCAAGCUCACCAUCCCCAGGUGAAUCAGAACAACAACUAUUACCAUUGGCCUUCUCAUCAGCCAACCCACGGGGCUCCACAAAUGUACCACCACAAAUACCAUCCACCCGCGCAAGGCCCCACAAUCUGUACGCCAAUUUCGAGGCUUAUGUACGUCCCACCUUUAACCCCGCCCAACUCCGACCCUGGAAGCCCAGGCACCACACUUCAGCAGCUGGCAUCCCUCUCGAUACACAUGGGUCCCACCGGUCAGCAACCCACCCACCUGCAUCACCACCCGCACGGGAUACCAUCGCAGCAAGCGUCUUCAGUGUCCACCGUUCCUGCCGGAUCUCAGCAGCAUCCGCCUUCCUCAGCGGCACUGGCAACGGUGAACCCAACCAGUAAUCCAGCAAUAUCGAUAGCAAUCGGCAAUAGCGGUGGUAGCACCGGUGCCAACAACAACAACAACAACCACAACAGUAGCAGCGGCAGUGGCAGUGGUGGUGGUAGUAGUGGUAACAGUUCCGGAACCGGGCGGAAACGGUCCCAGCACAGCAUCAACCACGUGCUCAGUACGGUUGGUGUGGUGAAGCACAUCGUUGGACGGUACAACCGGCGCAACAAUCCGGAGCUGGAGAAGCGACGGAUACACCACUGUGAUUUUAUGGGUUGCACAAAAGUCUACACCAAAAGCUCGCACCUAAAAGCCCAUCAACGAAUCCAUACAGGCGAAAAACCGUACACCUGCCAGUGGCCCGAGUGCGAGUGGCGUUUCGCGCGAUCCGACGAGCUGACGAGGCACUACCGUAAACACACCGGUGCCAAACCGUUCAAGUGCAUCGUGUGCGAAAGGAGCUUCGCCCGAAGUGACCAUUUGGCGCUGCACAUGAAGCGACAUCUACCAAAAAAUAAGUAAACAACCGGUCUAGGAGGUAUCGCUCCGUACUCUUCAAAUGCUGCACCGUUCAAAAACCGGGGUCUCCUGUGCAGAUCAUCCUCUCCUAAUGGUCGAUUAAACUCAAUAACAUACCGAUUGGUGAACCCGAUGCAAUCCGACGCUGCCGUUUCAUGAGACGAAAAUAAAAACGGAAGAAAUUCCGACAGACAUGCCUAACUAUAGAGAAGCAGACGCAUGCAUGCGUAGCCCCCUAGCUUUAACGUCAGACUUAAGGUUACUCCAAAACAAAUCUCUCCCAAAUAAAUAUUGGUUCACGACCGACCGAUCGACUGUAUAGCUAUCUAUCCGUAUAAAUCUCUGUCUAUUAAUCGAUUUUAAUUGAUCGUUCGAAGUCUUGCAUUCAUUCAGUAAAGCGAAUCGUAGUAGGCACCUACUUUGUUUGCCUCUUCGGUAAAUGGGUGACGGCGCCUACUGUGUUGACUGUCUCAUUUUCUAUAAGGUUUAUACUUGUCGUAAGAAAACAGUUCGCUAGCAGCGAAAUUUUGUUAUUUUUUCAUAAAAUGAAUUUAUUUCUUUACUUUUUGGGAAACUAUUGUGGAAUCCCACUAAGUGGCGAACAAAUGCAUCCCUAAAUUCUUACAAAAAGUCCACCACUCGUGUGAAGAAUCCUGAUAAUUCUCUCAAUACUUCCGUCAAGUAUUUACUACGAAUUUGACCAAAGAGGUAAAGAUGAAUUAUCUACUUCAAGAACUGCGCUGGGAAACUAUUUCACCAAGAAUCUCCCAAGAUAUGCUGUUAGGAAUUCUCCACAAAUUUCAACUGUUAUUUCUUCAUUCAAUUUCAUGAAAAGUGUAGCAGGAAUUGUUUUAGCCAAAUUCACAAAGAAUUUUAUAGAAGUUCACUAAUUAUUAUUCUGACAAACUGUGCUGCAGAUUGUCCCAAAAGUUUCGACUGAAAUUUCACGGGAAACUCCCUUAUAAAGUGUAUUCUAUCAUUACGCAAAGAGUGCUACAAUCAUUUAACAAACACGAUGUUUGAAUAGUCAGUUCUGCUGCCGUUCUACGCCUAACUGUCCCAUGUCAUAUGGGAAUCCCAUAUAACAUGGGACAACAAUGCGUAGAACAGCAGUCUAGCGAAUGCUACUUUCCGAUGAGAGUCCUGAUUACUUAGUAGAAAUCCGUAAAUUUAAUUACAAAUGCGCGAAGACAAUAUAAUUGAAAGUAAUUAAAAGGACGCUGCUGAACUCUGAAUGAAACCUGUGAUCUCAAGA